UUUUCAGUCGCACAAAAAGAGUUUUCCGAUCAAAAAAAAAAAAAAAUUUCGCAGGACUCCAUGAUCGGUGUCUCUCGAUCGUAGCGAAUAAUCCAAUUCCUCGCGUUGCCUUCUCAUUCUCUUCGCUUGUAAUCUCCUCCAUCCUUUGCUAUCGACCGAUUUCCUCCUUUGAUCUUUUAGUGUAAUUCAUGGAGGGUUAGGCGUAUUGUCUGUGAGAUUGAGUUUUAGCUAUUGACGUGGUUUUUGGAUUUGGAAAUUUGGAACAAUGACAUCGAGAUGCGAGAAUCAAACAUUUCCACUGUCAGUUCUACUGAAACGAGAAUUAGCGAGUGAGAAAAUUGAAGACCCGGAGAUUGUGCACGGACAAGCUAGCCAUAGCAAGAAAGGUGAAGAUUUUACGUUGCUUAAAACAGAAUGUCAAAGAGCGAUGGGAGAUGGUUUCACCACAUUCUCAGUUUAUGGGCUCUUUGAUGGACACAAUGGAUCUGCUGCUGCUAUUUACACUAAAGAGAAUCUUCUAAAUAAUGUCCUAAGUGCCAUGCCAGCAGAUCUUAAUAGAGAUGAAUGGAUUGCUGCCCUUCCAAGAGCUUUGGUUGCAGGAUUUGUUAAAACUGAUAAAGAUUUUCAACAAAGAGCAAAAACAUCAGGAACAACUGUGACAUUUGUGAUAAUAGAAGGAUGGGUUAUAACAGUUGCAUCUGUUGGUGAUUCACGCUGUAUAUUUGAAUCAGCUGAAGGUGGAAUAUAUUACUUGUCAGCUGAUCAUAGGCUUGAAUGCAAUGAAGUGGAGAGGGAACGGAUCACUGCAUGUGGGGCUGAGGUUGGUCGGUUAAAUGCUGGUGGUGGUGCAGAGAUUGGUCCUUUGAGAUGUUGGCCUGGAGGCUUGUGUCUUUCACGAUCCAUUGGUGAUAUGGAUGUUGGGGAGUUUAUUGUUCCUGUUCCAUAUGUAAAGCAAGUAAAGUUAUCUACAGCUGGUGGUAGGAUGAUUAUCUCUAGUGAUGGUGUUUGGGAUGCUUUAUCAGCUGAAGAAGCUCUUGAUUGUUGUCGCGGACUGCCACCAGAUGCAGCUGCUGCACAGAUUGUGAAAGAAGCUGUACAGUCAAAGGGUCUUCGAGAUGAUACAACCUGCAUUGUUGUUGAUAUCUUACCACCAGAGAAGCCAGCUGCUCCUUUGCCGCCACCAAAGAAGCCAGGCAAAGGUAUGUUUAGGUCCAUGUUUCGCAAGAAGAAUUCUGGAUCAUCUUCAAAUGACAAAGAAGAAUACAUGGAGCCUGAUGUGGUGGAAGAAUUAUUUGAGGAGGGAUCUGCUAUGCUUUCAGAAAGGUUGGUUACAAAAUAUCCACUGUGCAACAUGUUUAAGCUGUUCAUGUGUGCAAUCUGUCAAUUAGAGAUGAAACCUGGAGAGGGCAUUUCUAUUCAUGCUGGCAAAUCUAAUUCAGUAAAGUUGCAUCCAUGGGACGGUCCUUUCCUUUGUUCUAGUUGCCAGGGGAAGAGAGAAGCCAUGGAAGGGAAAAAUCAUCAAGAAGUAACGGCAGACCUCUCUCCUUCCCUCUCUCAAUGUUUCUUCAUUGCAAAUAUAUGUUACCGAAGUAAAAAUUAUUGAUUCUUAUUUUUUUCUUGUUUUUCCUUUUUUUCAGAUAGACAUGGAAGUGACAGUGACUAGCUAGACCUUUCUAAAUACUGUUGGGUUUUGUGGGCGCUAACAAUUGUUCUAGUGGUGGUCAUGAACGGGGAAAUGGUGCAUUCUCAAUUGUAAUUUCCUUAAGUUUCUUAUUUGAGGGCAUUGAACACCCAUUUGAAUCAAUGCUCCCAAGGUGGCUUUGGCAUUGAGGAGACUUGUGCGUUACCUUGAGUGAAAAUGGAAAGAAAAAAUAGCUGGAAGGUUUUCAUGGACUUGAUCAGUGGGAUAGUGGCAUGCCUCUGAGGUAAUUCAUUUUCUCCAUAUGUAUUCAUCGCAUUGUAUACCAGUUGCUCCAAAUUGAUAGAGCUAACAUUAAAUGAUAGUGGACAUCGAUGUAAUGUUGUUAUAAUAUAGGGAGUUUGAUGAGUA
Messenger RNA from Hibiscus syriacus, 2050 nucleotides. Its product is annotated as probable protein phosphatase 2C 12. NCBI's taxonomy places the organism in Eukaryota, Viridiplantae, Streptophyta, Magnoliopsida, Malvales, Malvaceae. The transcript is spliced from 9 exons. Gene Ontology annotation, molecular function: protein serine/threonine phosphatase activity. Bases 266 to 1603 code for a protein of 445 amino acids. The record is from RefSeq and is a predicted model, not a curated record. Gene Ontology annotation, biological process: protein dephosphorylation.